UUAAUACAGUAGAGCGGCAUCGAUGGUGGCUGAGUACCCACAUCCAACGGGAGGGGGAGCGACGGUGCCUAAAGAGGUUGAAACAAUAGAGUACUGGAUUUCUAGAGAGGAGAAGGACAGAGGAAUCUCCUCUUCCGGCUGACCCGUGGGAGGACUGUGGCGUGCAGGACGUCUCUCCUGCUCUUCCCAGGACUUUAGCAGCUGGAAGGCUGAAAAGAUGCUAGGAAGAGAAUUCCGGACAAGUGAGAAUCCCAAGGAGCAUUAAAAGGAAACCAAAUCCAGCCAGCAAUGAAAGUGCACUACAAAAGUCUUCUUCAGGCAAGUGACAGACAAAAGAGAGAAUAUGAAGAGAGUUUUGAGUUGAAAAAAACUUAAUAUGUAGAACUCAAACAAACACUCCAAAAAAAGGUCAAGGGGGAUUAUUUUCAAAUUCAGAAAAAGGAGAAGUAAUCUGGAAUCAGUGCAGGAGGAAGUGGUCAUGAUAAUCAUAUAAAAUAAGCAGGCAUUCAAACUUCACCCUGUGAAGCAAGUAAGAGUAGCCUGAAUGAAAGCACUAUCCAAGAAGGGAUCCAAAACAUUUUUGAUCUUGAGAAUCCAAAAAUAUCCUUGGUGGAAAAAUUCCACAAUAUGCAUAUUGUAGGUAAAACACAGAUUGCAGAGCACAGCUGAUUAUGCACAAGAGGACACACACUGAGGAAAAGCCCAGCCACUGCCCUCAAAUGUGGCAAAUAGCUUUAGGAAAUGUGAUACACAAGAGGAUUCAAUGGAAGAGAAACCAUAUGGGUGUCUAGAUUGUGGGCAAACUUUCAGUCAGAAUUCUCACCUGGUGAUACACCAGAGGACUCACACAGGGGAGAAACAAUAUGAGUGUCCGGAUUGUGGAAAAGGUUUCAGUCAUAAUUCCAACCUGACCAUACACCAGAGGACUCACACGGGAGAGAAACCAUACAAGUGUCCAGACUGUGGCAAACGUUUCAGUCAGAAUUCCAAUCUGGUAAUACACCAGAGGAUACACACAGGACAGAAACAGUAUGAGUGUCCGGAUUGUGGGACACGUUUCAGUCAUAAUUUCACCCUUGCAAUGCACCAGAGGAUUCACACAGGAGAAAAACCCUAUGAAUGUCCAGAUUGGUGGGAAAGGUUUCAGUAAUAAUUCCAAUCUUGUGAAACACCAAAGGACUCACAGAGGAGAGAAACCAUAUGAGUGUCCAGAUUGUGGGAAAGGUUUCAGUCAUAAUUCCAACCUGAUGAUACACCAGAGGAUUCACCAGGAGAAAAACCCUAUGAAUGUCCAGAUUGUGGGAAAGGUUUCAGUCAUAAUUCCAAUCUUGUGAUACACCAGAGGACUCACACAGGGGAAAAGCCAUAUGAGUGUCCUGAUUGUGGGAAAGGUUUCAGUACUAGGACUAACCUUAUAAAUCAUGUAGGUUUACACACAGGUGAGAAACCUUUCAAGUGCCCAGAGUGUGGAAAGUGCUUCUCACAAACUUCUUCCCUUAUUAAACAUAAGAAAGUCCACAUGACCCAGAAGCUGAAGAGUAAAGCUUGACUUCCGGUUUGGCGUCGCGGCAAUUCAGUCGGGGAAAUGGCGGGGCUCUGAUGAGCCCCGCCCAAACCCUGACUGGCUAACUGCCGCUGACAGGUCUGCGGACGUACCCUGUCCUGAAGGGACAGGGGAACAGAGAAGGAUCCCUUGGGCGGCCAAGAGGAACGGGCAAGUUCCUCGGAGGCCGGAGGCAACCCUCUAAGUCAGCGGCAGGGGACGGCAGCCAUGGCGGCUGCGAGAUUGCGACAAAUUGGGACAAGCAGUGCGCUGGAGGAAGGAAGGAAGGACGAUGUGCUUCGGAGCCGGGUGAGUGACACCAACCCAGGCGAGAAACAACGUGUUAAUAAGGUUAUUUACAAAUAAGACCCCCAACCUUACCGAGCGGCUAAUGAUCUGAGGGGCUUGAAGAUUUUCUAAAAUAAGGAAAAAUUGAUUGAAAUGAACUGCUCAUUAACUAAAUAGAGCUGGAUAUUUGAACUUUCUCAUUAAAACCGAAAUGAAUUUGAAAAGAGAAAAGUGAUAAUUAAGAAUUUGCCAUCUCUAAACGCCAGACAAAGUGAUCUAACGGAUUGCUACAUAAAUGUUUCAAAAUGGCGAUUGAAGCUGUGAGUAAGUGAAAGUGAUGAUUGCGGAAACUUGUUUUUUCCUGAAAAGAACCUAUUUGACUUGUUACAUAUUGUGGAUUACUUUGAAAAGAACUAUGGUUUUUUUGAACUUUGGAGAUUCCUAUUCUGUCGUUUAAUGGCUUUACAAAGAAAGAAGAAAUACAAUGACUAAUAAACUUUUAACUAACUGGCACAGCAACAAAAGGCUUGGCACAGGAACAGAAGUGGAGAAGCUGAUGUUUUACUGGAAACAGACUUUAUAAUAGAAUUAAAAAGGAUAUGUAGAGUUUUAAGCAUGGAAGUAUUGACUUUGAAUUGAAAUGCUUAUGGACAGAUAAGGAAACGAAGAAGUAAAAUAGAUAAAUCAGAUAGCAAUGUUUGAAUGUUUAAUUGUUUAAAUGGUUCAAAGUUUAAAUGAGCUUUAAAUAAAAACAAGUGUUUAUGGUAAACAAAGAUAGAAAGAUAAUUAAAAUAGAAGGGGGAAGUUAAGGUGACUAAAAGUGAUAUUUUCAUAAAAGCAUAACUUGUAACAUGUUUUAGUUUUAAUUUGAUAACAAAGUGGUGGAUGAUAAUUAUGAUCAAUUGUUAAUGAUUAUAGAUGAUAUACUAAGGUACACAGAUGGAAGUCAUAAUUGUGAUUGCAUUUAACACGUUGGAAAUGAUUAAUAUUAAGAAAUAGAUGGGGACACACCCUGGAAGAGUAUAGUUGGAAACAGUGGAUUAAUAGACAAUAUAUUGAAAAAGAAAAUUUUAAAAUAAGUUAGCAGAAUAGUAGUUGGAGUUAAUGGAGGAGAAUAUGCUGAGAACUCAGCCAAAAUAAUGUAAUGCUGGAAAUCAGCCAAAUAAUAGGUGGAAUUAUGGAGGAGAUUGCUGUUAAUCAGCCAAAACAAAGCAUGUUGGAAAUCAGCCAAAACAAUGGAAAAUGCUGGUAAUCAGCCAAAUAACAGGUGGAGUUAUGGAGGAGAAUAUGCUGAAAACUCAGCCAAAAUAUGUUAUGCUGGAAAUCAGCCAAAUAAUAGGUAGAGUGAUGGAGGAGAAAGGAGAAUACAUUGAAGAAUAAUUAUUAAUAAGGGGUGAAAAAGAAAAUGUUGGCUGAUAAUUAAAAUGAAAUGGUAAAUUUUGAGAUGUCUGUGUAAAAGUUUAAGAACAUGAUAGGAUGAAUUGGGUCUAGAAAAUGAGAAAAAUAGAAAGAAAUUUUGAUUAAUAAAUUGAAAUAAAAAUUGAGUUGUAUACAUUUGGAAAUUAAGAUUUGUGGUGAUAAAAUUGUAAAGUAAAUAUAUAGAUUAAUAAAUUAAAUUGUUUUUGUGUUUAAUGUUGAUGUUAAAAGGAGCAAGGGAAAAAAAUUUAGAGAGGUAUUGAAUUUUGAUUUAUAAUUGAAUUUAUAAUUGAAUAUAAAAAUGAGCUUUGCUUUAGUAGGAGAUUAAGAUGUAUGAUGAGAUAAUAGAAAGAUUUAUUAAGAUGUUGGAAUUUAUGUUAAAAUUGUUUGUUCUCAUUUGUUAAACUAGUAUACCCAUUUGUGACCGGACCAAGACUUCAUUCUAGAAAAAAAAUUCUUGUUUAUGUUUAUGUUGGAAACAAUAAAAAAUGUCUACAAAAA
Pantherophis guttatus is the source of this 3748-nucleotide messenger RNA. NCBI's taxonomy places the organism in Eukaryota, Metazoa, Chordata, Lepidosauria, Squamata, Colubridae. The record is from RefSeq and is a predicted model, not a curated record.